AUGGAAGCAACGUAUUGUUCAACCAUAACCAAAACAAAAUGUGGUAAUCAGGGCGUAUUAGAAAGAGAUAAACCUCUGGCCAUUAAGGAGAUCCACCACUAUGAUUUUUCAAGAUGCAAUAGCCCCAAGAGCAUACUGGAUGCCAACAGCCAGUUUAGUGAGUCUACUUCUUUUUCCUCGGAAGAUUUAGAUGCUAGUGAAGGCAGCAGUCUAUCCGAAGAAGAUUUAUCAUACUUUAAAGAACUAUUGUCUUUUGCACUGGAAUCACCUCCAUCAAGCAAAAAGUCUGUUUCAAAAUCUGAAGCUGGAUAUAAUUAUGGUUCAGACAAUCAUGGCCAUGAUGAUAAAACAUAUACUCUGUUUCCUUCUUCUGCACCAUGCCCGCCAUUAAUGAAUUCCCAGCCAUCCGGUAAUAUCUACAGGAGUUUUAAUUCCUUUACGGAUAGGCCAAUUGCUGUACCUCCUUACCCUGCCAUGGAUUCUCUCAAAAAGGACUCACUAAACUGCCCUGCAAAAAUUCCAGCAUUUGAAGCUUCUCAUAAAUGCUCAGUUCGAUCCCCACAAUACACAUAUCCAUGCCCCCUAUUUUCAGCCAUGGAAAACCAGCUUGGCUACAUUAAAGACAGCAACUUCCCCAUCUCGCCGAAGCCCGAAAUCAAUAUGAAGCCUCCCAACUUUCCAAUUUUCCGUCCCCCGUCAUCUGCAGUAGCACUAUUAAAUUAUUAUGAAAGGAACAAUAUGGCCGGGCCCUUUAAUAAUGUAGGAAUCCUGCCAAUUUGGUAUUCUGAUCCAUACAGGCCUCCUCCUCCUCUUGUUAAUCACUGCUCAGCUCCAGUACCCUUCAAAGUUCCUUCGAAUCGAUUUACAAAUGGAGGAGAACAUAAUUUACAGCAGCUGCUUUACAAUUUCAGAAAAAGCAAAGCAAACUCAGGAUAUUCAAUAGAGACUUUUGAGAGAGAAUUACAGGAGCUGCUAAGAGGGAGAAGGAAACCAAUACGUAUCUCUGUUCUGCCUGCCAUGUAUGAAGAGAGGUUCCACAGACCUAUUAACAGCUCUCAUGAGAAAUUGACUGCUUUGCUUUCUAAGUGCAGAAAUAUUGUUCUGGUAUACAGACAAGGAGGACAACAUGUGAUGAUGCUAAAGCAUGAUGAAUCUGUACCUGCUGCAAAAGUCUCAAGAAGAACAAAUAGAUCUCUAGACCCCAGAAGUAGAAAAGUAUAUCUCACAUUUCCUCCUGGUUCUACAUUCACAUCAGAUGAUGCUGAGGCUUAUUUCAGGCAAUUCGGAGCUGUGAGAGGAGUGCGAAUGUCGCAUGAAGAGCCACCCACUUAUGCAUUUGUGGAGUUCUAUACUUGUGAAGGGGCAUUGUCAGCUCUGUGCAAUACAAAGGCUCAUUCUAUCAGUGGUCAGAAAGUCAUGGUGAAGCCUUACAGGCAAUCUCAAACUUCAUAAUCUGAAUUCUCUCUUCCUCCGCAUAUGUUAACUUAAUAUGUUUUAUGUUUGCCCUGUGAAUCUAAUGGGCAAUUAGUUUACAGAUUACUGCUACUGGCAAUGGAUAUGAUAAUCCGCUCUCAUAUUCACUUUUAUAAAUACAACUCAAUUGCAUGCUCAACUUUGUGUAGAGAUUGUUUUCCACUUGAAGGGAGUUCCUUGG
This is a messenger RNA of Cryptomeria japonica (Japanese cedar), 1654 nucleotides long. RefSeq lists its product as uncharacterized. The record is from RefSeq and is a predicted model, not a curated record. Gene Ontology annotation, molecular function: RNA binding. NCBI's taxonomy places the organism in Eukaryota, Viridiplantae, Streptophyta, Pinopsida, Cupressales, Cupressaceae. The coding region runs from base 1 to 1452 and encodes 483 amino acids. The transcript has 4 exons.